AUGAUUGCUGAUUUGCAAAGAACCGAAGCCGUUAAGGGGGCCCUGCCAGUUGGCCAGAACUCUCCCCAAAAGCCUCCGUUUGGCCUCUACGCCGAGCAGUUAUCCGGAACAGCCUUCACGGCUCCUCGACAUGAGAACCUGCGAACAUGGUUGUACAGGAUAAUCCCCGCAGCUUCUCACCGACCGUUUGAGGAGGUUGAUGCCUCAACCUAUCAUACCAGCCUGAGCAAGGAUGCCACUUCCCUCCGCCAGAUCCCCAACCAGCUACGAUGGAACCCCUUUGACCUUGAUGAGAAAGUUGACUGGGUUCGUGGCCUGCACCUGGUCGCUGGUGCUGGUGAUCCCGCUACGAAGCAUGGGCUGGGUAUUCUGCUCUUCGCCGCGGGCAAAGAUAUGGGAAAAGAAGCCUUCUACUCUGCAGAUGGUGACUUCUUGAUCGUCCCUCAGCACGGAGUAUUAGACAUCCAGACCGAGCUGGGCAGAAUCCUUGUCCGUCCUAAUGAGAUCUGUGUUAUUCCCCGAGGUGUCCGCUACCGCGUUACCCUCCCCGAAGGUCCUGUCCGAGGAUACAUCUGUGAGUUGUACCAGGGACACUACCAACUCCCCGAACUCGGCCCCAUUGGAUCCAAUUGUCUGGCCAACCCCCGCGACUUCCAAGCUCCUGUCGCUUCCUUCGACGACGAAGAGGAGCCUAGCGAAUACACCAUCCUCAGCAAAUUCAACAACACCCUCUUCCGCGCCACCCAGCCUCACACACCCUUUGAUAUCGUCGCCUGGCAUGGCAACUACUAUCCUUUCAAGUAUGACCUAGGCCGAUUUAACACUAUCGGAUCCAUCUCCUACGACCACCCUGACCCCUCUAUCUUCACUGUCCUCACUGGCCAAUCUGACCACCCCGGCACCGCCAUCGCGGACUUUGUCAUCUUCCCCCCGCGCUGGCUGGUGCAGGAGGACACCUUCCGGCCCCCAUGGUACCACCGAAAUACGAUGUCUGAAUUUAUGGGCUUGAUCAGUGGAGACUACGAUGCCAAAACGGCAGGAGGUUUCAAGCCGGCUGGUGCAAGCUUGCAUAAUGUCAUGAGUGCCCAUGGCCCGGAUGCGGCCAGCCACGAAGGCGCUUCCAAUGCCGAACUCACUCCAAAGAAGGUUGGCGAAGGCAGCAUGGCCUUCAUGUUCGAAAGCUCCAUUUUCCUCCGUUCUACUGCUCACGUCUUGACUAGUUGCUUGAUGGUUGGCGUGUCUGAAUGGGGUCUGAAGACCUGCCAGAAAGUCCAGGACGACUACAAUGAGGAGAGUUGGACGCCACUGAAAAGAUACUUCAAAAACCCAAACAAGAAGUAA
This is a messenger RNA of Trichophyton benhamiae CBS 112371, 1341 nucleotides long. Its product is annotated as homogentisate 1,2-dioxygenase, putative. The record is from RefSeq and is a predicted model, not a curated record. Lineage: Eukaryota; Fungi; Ascomycota; Eurotiomycetes; Onygenales; Arthrodermataceae. Gene Ontology annotation, cellular component: cytoplasm. Gene Ontology annotation, biological process: L-phenylalanine catabolic process. The transcript has 3 exons. Gene Ontology annotation, molecular function: homogentisate 1,2-dioxygenase activity. The coding region runs from base 1 to 1341 and encodes 446 amino acids.